CCAAUAUUAUAUAAAUACCCUUUCUUGGAAGCCAAAGUCUCCAUCUUUUCUUCAAUCCUACCCACAAUUUCCUAAAUUUUUUAUACUUCGCCUUCUCCACCGGCAGGAUUUCGAAAUUUGAAUUUGUGCAGUGAUAGUGGAAUGGCGAAGAGUUCAUUCAAGCAGGAGCAUGAUCUUGAGAAAAGGCGUGCUGAGGCUGCUCGGAUUAGGGAAAAGUAUCCAGAUAGAAUUCCGGUGAUUGUGGAGAAGGCCGAGAGGAGCGAGAUCCCCAACAUUGAUAAGAAAAAGUACCUUGUUCCAGCUGACUUGACUGUUGGACAGUUCGUCUAUGUUAUUCGCAAGCGAAUCAAACUUAGCGCGGAGAAGGCAAUCUUCAUAUUUGUCGAUAAUGUCCUGCCGCCGACUGGGGCAAUAAUGUCGGCCAUAUACGAUGAAAAGAAGGAUGAAGACGGGUUCCUAUACGUAACCUACAGUGGGGAGAACACGUUCGGGCAUUAGAUCGAUCGAUUUGUGCCGUAAAAUUCGAAAAGUUUUAUUUCUGACAAUUAAUAAAAAUAAAAUUGAUUUGGAUUGAUGGAUGGUCUUGUACAGGAGGAUGAUACAUUUGUGUAUAGUCUCUGAACCUUUUAACUGUGGAAUUCUGUCAAAGAUUUCAACAUUUUAUGGUAAUAUGAAUCAAAUAAUUAUUUUCUCA
Messenger RNA from Andrographis paniculata, 694 nucleotides. Its product is annotated as autophagy-related protein 8f. Bases 142 to 498 code for a protein of 118 amino acids. Lineage: Eukaryota; Viridiplantae; Streptophyta; Magnoliopsida; Lamiales; Acanthaceae. The transcript has 6 exons. Gene Ontology annotation, biological process: cellular response to nitrogen starvation. The record is from RefSeq and is a predicted model, not a curated record.